AUGUGUUCGGAGACAACGUUGAGCGUGUUGCGGCAACUGCGCCAAAUAGUUGCGGACACAUGCAUUUCAAUGCAGUUCCUGCUCUCCACCGCACACGGACUCUUUCCAUACAAAUACGAUUCGGGCACACGACGUUUGACCGGCACAAAAUGGCUCAACUGUUAUUGGCCGCUGAUAAAUAUUGCAAUUGCGUUGACCACUCCUUACAUAUAUUUUCAAAGAUCACAAGCAAACCAAAUACAUUUUAUCUGCGACAAACCGUUGAAUACAGCGCUCGCCCACAUUCAUUAUGCGCUGGGAUUUUGCACUUUCUUUGUGAUUAUCAUAGCGAAUUCGUACCGGCGAAAGGAGCUCUUCAGACUGCAUAACGAUUUGGUGAAAAUGCAAUGGCGACAGCAGCGCUGGCAACAAAAGUGGACUGUGAAAUCGAAUAAUCAAAUCGAAGCAUUCUAUCACAAUGCGAUUAUAGCCAAAAGCUUAAUGGCACUACUGCAGGCGGUGUCUAACGUAAGCGGUAAACUGCGCAUCAAUUCGCAUCCGUCAUUAGGGUAUGGCUUACACAUCAUUUUCCUGUUCGCCUUGAAGAAUGUGACACUCUUGACUGUCGCCAAUUUUCAUUUUGCCAUACUCAAUAUCUGCCGGCAAUUGCAGCAGGUUAAUUGGAAUUUCCAAGAGGUGUUGCGGCUAUGGAACGAACGCGCCCCAACCAUAUCCAAUAUACCGAUUGAGCAUGUGACUGAUAUCGCUUUCGCUCCGUUGGCGGGAGAGUCAAAGCAAGUUAAUGGUCGUAGAAAUUUUGGUGUGAGCGCCAUAGCCGAUUUGUGUCAUCAAUAUGUGCAAAUUUGCCGAUUGGCCAAGCGAGUGUGCAAGCAUUACGAGUGGCAAGUGUUGCUAUUUCUCAUUAUUAUCUUAUUUGGCAAUGUCAUGUCGACAUUCUAUUUUCUGGUUUACCUGGGUGGCAAAGUGUUGCCCAAAGAGUUGUUCUCACCCACGCUCUACCUACAGAUCUACUUAAUUAAUAUAUUGGAUUUAUACUGUCACAUGGUUAUUUGUGAACGUUCUUUGGCGGCGUCCAAAGAGACUGGUUUCUUGUUAAAGGAAUUGUCUCAAUUGAAGAGCUUGCCGCAGACGCUUCAGCAUGAAUUUGAAAUGCUUAGCAUAUUCAUGGCAGGCGAAACUGUACGCUUUCGCUUCUGCGGCUUGUUGGAGUGGAAUUUUCGCACUGGCGCCAGCUAUAUGACAGCAACCAUUUUAUAUUUGAUUGUGUUAGUGCAGUUCGAUUACAAUAAUUUGUGA
Messenger RNA from Bactrocera oleae (olive fruit fly), 1296 nucleotides. Its product is annotated as gustatory receptor for bitter taste 22e-like. NCBI's taxonomy places the organism in Eukaryota, Metazoa, Arthropoda, Insecta, Diptera, Tephritidae. The record is from RefSeq and is a predicted model, not a curated record. Gene Ontology annotation, cellular component: axon; neuronal cell body; dendrite. Gene Ontology annotation, biological process: male courtship behavior; sensory perception of taste; chemosensory behavior.